Trichechus manatus latirostris (Florida manatee) is the source of this 2122-nucleotide messenger RNA. RefSeq names its product nephrocystin 1 (gene NPHP1). The transcript is spliced from 20 exons. The record is from RefSeq and is a predicted model, not a curated record. NCBI's taxonomy places the organism in Eukaryota, Metazoa, Chordata, Mammalia, Sirenia, Trichechidae. Gene Ontology annotation, biological process: protein localization involved in establishment of planar polarity. Gene Ontology annotation, cellular component: cilium; cytoplasm. The coding region runs from base 1 to 2067 and encodes 688 amino acids. Gene Ontology annotation, molecular function: protein binding.
AUGCUGGCGAGGCGGCCGCGCGAUCCCCUCCAGGCCCUGCGGCGUCGCAAUCAGGAGCUGAAGCGGCAGGUUGAUAGUUUGCUUUCAGAGAGCCAACUGAAGGGCGCUCUAGAAGCCAGUAAAAGGUGUGACAUUUACCAAAGAUGCAUCCAAUUAAAACGUGCAAUAGAUGAAAAUAAAAAUACUCUUCAGAAGUUAAGCAAAGCUGAUGAGUCUGCACCUGUAGGGAACUACAGUCAGAGGAAAGAAGAGGAGCGUGAUCUUUUGGAUAAACUCACCCACCAACUGCAAGAGCUCGCUGUGGCCAUAAGCAGAGAAAGUAUAACUGAAACUGGGACACUUACUGAAAGAGAGGAAGAUGAUGAUUCUGCUGAGGAAGGUGAUGAUGAGGAGGAUGAGGAGGAUGAUGAAGACAACAGUGAAGAAUGUGGUGAGGAAGAAAAAGGGACGGAAGAGGAGGAGAAACAGGGAAAUGAGUCUCACAGACAGGCAGCAAGGGGAGAAUAUGUUGCUGUGGGAGAUUUUGCUGCUCAACAAGUUGGGGAUCUUACAUUCCAGAAAGGGGAAAUUCUCCUGAUAACUGAAAAGCAGCCUGAUGGUUGGUGGGUAGCUGAGAACGCCAAAGGGAAUAAAGGCCUUGUUCCCAGAACCUACUUGGAGCCCAAUAAUAAAGAAAAAGGCGAAGAAUCAAGUGAGGAAGGAAGUGAAGAAGAUGUGGAGGUGGUGGAUGAAGCAGCAGAUGGAGCAGAAGUUAAGCAAAGAGCUGGUUCGCACUGGAGUGCUGUUCGGAAAUCUAUCUCAGAGCAGAUAAACACUGUUGACGUGUUAACCACAAUGGGAGCUAUCCCUGCAGGGUUCAGGCCUUCCACGCUCUCCCAGCUUCUGGAGGAAGGGAAUCAGUUUCGAGCAUGCUACUUCUUACAACCAGAGCUCACCCCUUCACAGCUGGCCUUCAGAGAUUUAAUAUGGGAUGGGAAAGCUGGCACCAUUAGGUCAAGAACAAGUCGUAUUUCAUUGAUUCUGACACUGUGGAGCUGUAAAAUGAUUCCUCUUCCGGGAACGAGCAUACAGGUGCUCAGCAGACACAUCCGCCUCUGUCUGUCUGAUGGUAGCAAGGUUCUGAGCAACAUUCAUACCGUCAGAGCCACGUGGCAGCCUAGAAAGCCCCAGACGUGGACCUUUUCUCCCCAGGUCACUGGCAUCUUGCCAUGCUUGCUUGAUGGUGAUUGUUUUAUCAGGUCCAAUUCCUCAUCUCCAGACCUUGGGAUAUUAUUUGAACUUGGAAUUUCUUAUAUUCGCAAUUCCACUGGAGAAAGAGGGGAGCUGAGUUGUGGCUGGGCGUUUCUGAAGCUUUUUGAUACCAGUGGAAUUCCUAUUCCAACAAGGACCUACGAGCUCUUCUUGAACGGUGGCACCCCUUAUGAAAAAGGUGUUGAAGUGGACCCUUCAGUAUCCAGAAGAGCGCACGGCGGCGUUUUCUAUCAGAUGAUGACAAUGAGAAGGCGGCCUCAACUUCUGGUAAAACUGAGAUCUGUGAGCAGAGGCUGGAGAAGCACGCUGAGUCUGCUGCCGGAAACAUUAAUUGGAAGUAUGUGCUCUGUUCACUUGUUGGCGUUUUAUCGCCAGAUCCUUGGAGACGUGCUCCUAAAGGACAGGAUGAGCUUGCAGAGUGCUGAUUUAAUUAGCAGUCCAGUGUUGGCCACCUUCCCCAGGCUCUUGGAGCAGCCUGACAUUAUGGAUGCUCUCAGGAGUUCAUGGGCUGAGAAGGAAAGCACAUUGAAGAGAUCAGAGAAGAGAGACAAAGAGUUCCUGAAAGCCACGUUUACCCUGGUGUACCAUGACUGUGUGUACCCGCUGAUCCAUUCCACGCUCCUGCCUCCCUUCAGGUGGGCAGAGGAGGAGACGGAGGCCACACGCUGGAGACUCAUCGCUGACUUCCUUAAGCAGAACCAAGAGAAGGAGGGCGCUCUCCAGGCUCUGCUGUCACCGGAAGGGGUUCACGAACCUUUUGAGCUUUCAGAGCAGACCUAUGACUUCUUAGGUGAAGUCAGAAAGAACGCAGCCUGACAGUGGUUGGCUGCCACCCUCAGCCUCCCCGGGGUCUGGUGGACCCUCCCUGGUG